Molecule: messenger RNA, 914 nt
Organism: Hydra vulgaris (swiftwater hydra)
Lineage: Eukaryota; Metazoa; Cnidaria; Hydrozoa; Anthoathecata; Hydridae
Product: ADP-ribosylation factor 6
Biological process (GO): intracellular protein transport; vesicle-mediated transport
Cellular component (GO): cytoplasm
Molecular function (GO): GTP binding; GTPase activity
Source: RefSeq, a predicted model, not a curated record
CUUUUUUUAAAACUUCCGCUGACCAAUGUUUUUUGAUUCGUGGGCUUAUAUUUUCAAUUCGAAUGAUUUCUGUGAGAAGAAGGCGGAAUGACUGAUUUUGAGAUCAAUCUCAGUUAAUGCCACACCUAAGAGUAUAAUAUAUUUAAACACAAAGUUUUUGCAUAUGUAAAACAAAUCAAUUAUUCAGACUUGUAGAAUUUUAGAAAUGGGGAAAGUUCUUUCGAAACUUUUUGGCAAUAAAGAGAUGCGAAUUCUUAUGCUAGGCUUAGAUGCUGCUGGAAAAACAACUAUUUUAUAUAAACUAAAACUAGGACAAUCCGUAACAACAAUUCCUACAGUUGGUUUUAAUGUUGAAACUGUUGCAUAUAAAAAUGUUAAAUUCAAUGUUUGGGAUGUUGGAGGUCAGGAUAAAAUUCGUCCCUUGUGGCGACAUUAUUAUACUGGCACACAAGGGCUAAUAUUUGUUAUUGAUUGUGCUGAUAAAGAUAGAAUAGAAGAGGCAAGACAAGAACUGCACAGAAUAAUAAAUGAUCGUGAGAUGAAGGAUGCUAUCAUCCUUAUUUUUGCUAAUAAGCAAGAUUUACCAGAAGCAAUGAAACCACACGAAAUUCAAGAGAAAUUAGGUUUAACAAAAAUUCGUGAUCGCAAUUGGUUUGUUCAACCAUCUUGUGCAACGACAGGUGAUGGAUUAUAUGAAGGACUUACUUGGCUCACAGCAAAUUAUAAAUAAUCAUUUUAAAUAGUAAAUUGUAACCUAUACUUCCUUGUGCACCAUGCUUUGUAAUGGUUGUGGAAAAAUGCAUAUCAAGCCGUGGUUAAAGCGAUGAAAGACAUUUCAUAUAUAGAUUUAUAUUAUGGUAAUUUGUUUUUGCAGAUUCUAUAACCAACUAAUAUAGUGUAUCGUUUUUUUCAAA